This is a messenger RNA of Xenopus laevis (African clawed frog), 1397 nucleotides long. Its product is annotated as cathepsin S. The coding region runs from base 87 to 1088 and encodes 333 amino acids. The transcript has 8 exons. The record is from RefSeq and is a predicted model, not a curated record. NCBI's taxonomy places the organism in Eukaryota, Metazoa, Chordata, Amphibia, Anura, Pipidae.
UGGCUGCACAAUGGGUUGUUGGAAAGUUCUUCUGCUCCUCAGGAUCUUCCUCUCACUGUGCAGGUAUUUAGUGUAUCAGGAAGACCAUGGGACCCUCCACCAUCUUCCUUGUGUCUCUGUUUUACCUACUGACCCCGGCUCACUCAUCCCCUGAUCCCACCCUGGACACUCACUGGCAGCUGUGGGUUAAAACUCACCAUAAAACCUAUAAGGAUGCGGAGGAGGAAGGUGCCAGACGGACCAUCUGGGAGGAGACAAUGAAAUUUAUCACAGUCCAUAACUUGGAACAUUCCUUGGGACUCCACACUUACGAGGUUGGGAUGAACCAUCUGGGAGAUAUGACAGGUGAAGAGUUGGCUGCAACAAUGACAGGUUACACAGACAAGGACGAUCCAUUGGCCAACAUGACCGAAGUACCGGAAGAGAUAUUAAACGCUCAGCCACCGACAUCAAUAGACUGGAGAACCAGAAGCUGCAUUACCAGUGUUAAAAAUCAGGGAACGUGCGGAUGUAGCUACGCUUUCAGUGCCGUGGGGGCUCUGGAAUGCCAAUGGAAAAAGAAAACGGGCAAGCUUCUUACAUUCAGCCCACAGGAACUGGUGGAUUGUUCCUCUACUGAAGGAAACAACGGCUGCAGAGAUGGAUAUUUAAUGUAUUCCUUCUCAUACAUGAGGAAGUAUGGUUUGAGGCAGGAAUCUGCUUAUCCAUAUGAAGGAAAGGAAGGAAAGUGCACAAGGAAGAGGCGAAGCAAUGUUGGAGUGGUAAAGCGUUUCUACAGAAUACCUUCUGGCAAUGGGGAUUCUCUAUUGAAAGCUGUAGGAACAGUGGGACCUGUGCCUGGUUGGAUAGAUGCCAGUCGUCAAGGGUUCCGUAUGUACAAGUCAGGUGUUUACUACGAUCCUCAUUGCACCAAAGAUACAAACCACGUUGUGCUUGUGGCUGGAUACGGAAAACAAAACGGCAUGACCUAUUGGCUGGUUAAGAACAGUUGGGGAAAAGGCUUUGGAGACAACGGAUACAUAAAAAUGGCUCGAAAUUAUAACAAAGACUGCGGCAUUACCCUGCAUGCGGUCUAUCCAACUGUGUGAGGCAUGGUCCUGGCCGAGUAGUUGGGCCAAUGGCAUUUUAUCUGCAAGCUAAUAUUUCUGUUAAUUCUUUUAUGCCACUUUUUUGUUUCUUCUUAAAGGAUAAGGAAACUUUAGGCCUACCAUUUGGCACUCUGAGUGAUUGCAUUCAUUUAUCUGAUACCCAGGCCACUGCUCCUGUUAGCAAAAAACUGCACUGGUGUUCUACUCUUCAAAAACCACUGAGCAAUCCUCCUCGUUCUUCUUCUUUUUUUUGCGUAGGUGCACAUGCUCAGUAGAGUGAAAAAUGGAACUCUAAAGGGGUUAUUCACC